Molecule: messenger RNA, 1105 nt
Organism: Paramacrobiotus metropolitanus
Lineage: Eukaryota; Metazoa; Tardigrada; Eutardigrada; Parachela; Macrobiotidae
Exons: 3
Coding region: 134-1105 (323 amino acids)
Molecular function (GO): protein binding
Source: RefSeq, a predicted model, not a curated record
UUUGCUGUAAAUCGCGACGUUAAUACUUAAUACUCUUUCAUGCUGUAAGAUCCGGAAGCAGGCAGAUACACACUCACGCAGACUCGUGAUCGCCAUCUUCAUUUACAGUGAGGACGAGCUGUCGCGACGCUUUAUGUCCUCAUGGAACACCGUCUACGUCCGCAUUGACGGCCUGCUACAGUACGGCAAGGUCAUCAACAAGUUAGACAACGGCCUGAUCAUUGAUUUCCAGUGUGCUCCACAACGCGCGCAGUUUGUGGAAUACGGGCGCGUUUUUCGCCCAUGGGAAUCGUUUACACCGCAGGACACACGUCCGGACUCUAAUAUACAGGCUCUCCUGCUAGUGAGUCCUGAUAGGCCGUGGACAUGGUACCCCGGCAAGAAGGUAUCUCUUAGUAGCGAUGGCUAUUUCGCCAGCGUAUGCCUGGUGGAGGUGCAGCAGCCCCACGGCGUCGUCAAAGAACUGUUGCCCUGGGAACAAGUGCAUCGACCGCCCUCGGAUACCCAGUUGAUCAAUCGCGGCGUGUGGGAGGAAGAUUUCCUUAUCCGAGGCUGCCCCUUGCCGGCGGGUUGGUUAGGCGCAUCGCCAGAACAUCGCGAGGCCUUCCUCUCCAGUCUGCCCCGGGCUUCAAACGUUCUCGUCGUUUCGGUGCUCAGCAACGCGCUGGUUUACGUACAGCCACGCUGCGGUGGGCUACUUCCGUCUUCACUGGAGCAGCUGUUUGACAGCUUACGGAACCAGAUCGUUCCGCCUCCGAUUGCGGCUGAAAGACGCGAGGAAACCCGUCAGACCAUUGUUUGUGCUGAUGCACUAGUUCAAUCGUUACCCAGCGAGUUGUUAGUGGAAAUCUUGCAUUCGCUGGACAGUAUUAGCCGCGUCCGUUGUCGGCGCACAUGCCCGCGUUGCGAUGCUCUUCUCACCACAGACGGCUGCAAGCCGCCGGUGUUCUGGGCGUUAACGUGUCUCUUGCACUGUGUCAACAGCCUCACGACGACGGUUGUGCUGCUGCACAUGGACAUGAGCAAAUGCCGUGAUGCUGUCACCAUUCUUCGCUACAUUCUUGGCCACAGUCGCCGCAUCGGGACGCUGGUAUGCUGGGCGUAG